CUCUCCCUUCUUCCUUUCUUCUCCACAUACCCAACUGUGACGUCGUCCGAACUCUACCGUUCGCCUCUGGAGUUAGUCAACCCAAAAACCACCUUCUGUUCGCGGCGCCCCUUCGUUCGCAGCAAUUCCCUCCAACGGCGCUUGCCAUUUGCCUGCUUCUCAUCAUUAAGUAUUAAUCUCGGGGCCUGCGGGCCGACUCUUUCUCUACAUGGCGUAUUCUUGACGCUCGCUCAUUCUUCCUCGCGCUGGCACUUGCUGCGUUCUGUAUGCGGUAACAGCUGGCUCAAGCUAUAUCGGACUCUCAGGUAAAUUAAGUUCGCAUUGUACUGGUCCAGCCGGAACUCUCUCAUCCAGCUGUCGAAGCAUAGUCUCCUCCGCGCAUCAUGGACCUUCAGAAGCCGAAAAAGUCGCGACCAGACACCCAUGACCAGGAUGACAGUUCCGACUACCGGGUGAAUGGGUACGGGCCAGCAGGAGUUAUGGACAACGACGACACUGAUCCUCGACAAGAGCUUGAGCAUGAAGUCACUGUCAAAAUGGACACCAAGCGUGAUAUGUCCAAUCCUUCAAGCCUACAGCCCCUCGUGCAACCACCCAGGCUUAUGAAGCUCUCGCUCAGACGUCGGGUCUCACGCAUUACGGCUGCGCGAAUACCAAAAGGCAUCCCAUUGGACUCUCGUCAAAAGACGCGACUACGAUACGCCGAUAUGGUACCACCAGUCACCAAAGAAACACUCAGUGAGCUUGAUCUUGAACGCAUAAUGCAGAACAUACAACUUCGCGUGGACGCAAACUUCGAGUCUGGAUUACAUUUUUUGCUCGAUCUCAACGGAGAGAAGGGCAGGCAGAAGAAGAUCAUGACAGAUGAAUACUGGGAAGCCCUGUCGAUUGAGAUCAUGAUGUACACGUACAUUAACAUGAACCGUCCUCGUACGAGCGAGAUUGACAUGGUCCAUGUACCGGAUAUGAUGGCAUUGAUGAAGGACACCGAUCUCUUCCAACCGCGAUUGCCUAUCAUGUUCGAGACUCUGCACGGCAUCCUUAUGACCCUUGUGCCUGAAAAGGAUCAUCCCAGCGUUUCACAGAACCUUGACAUCUCGCACUUGAUGCAGCAGGUACACAAGGGUGUUCUCGACCUUGUCAGCCUCUCAAAGUGGCUUGCAGAGCUUUUGAAGAUGCAUUGCGCUCCUAUGAGGGACCAUCUCGCCGAUGAAAUGGCCGCGGAAAUCGGCAUGGGAUCAACGCAGGCGGAUGUAGGCAUGCUGGUUAGUGGGCUGCGAAAACUAUUCAGUAUGCUUGAGAUGAUGAAAUUGGAUGUUGCGAACCAUCAAUUAGGCGCAUUUCAAAUCAUCUUGAUCGAGAACACAAUUCCUUUCCUCCAUGACUACUUCUCGCGACGUAUCAUCUCACGCGAAUUCAAAGUUGACGAAACAAAAGCAUGGUAUCAAGGCCUGCAGCAACGAAUACCACAUUCACUGAAGGAAGGCGUGAAUCAAUCAUUCUAUCCAUUGUCAGUCUUACUGUACGGAUUGAGUGAGCAUAUCUUGCAGCCGGAUGAACAAGUGAAACUCCCUGAGCCCUUCGACUUCGAUACGGCCCGUCUGUGGCGACUUCGGUCUGAGGUUCAGAAAAUCAUCCAUGUGCAUGUUUGCUGGUCCAUACUCGAGUCGUUGCUUCAAAGUCUUGACUCGAAGCGCUCAUAUAGCUCUCAAAUGCAUGCGUCAUUCGUGAUGCGUGUAGCAGCGCUUUUGGAAAAGGACAAUGACUCAAAGUCAGAGCCUUCUAGUCUAGGAUCCCGUCUACCGAACGAUUCAUCUAUUGCAAUGGAAAUGGCGCGCACUAUAUGUGCUGUCAUCGGUCAAAUGGAUGAUGUAUCGGACGAUAUUCUGAAACAGGUUGAGGAUGCCAUUAGAAAGUCAUUCGCAGAUGACUCUACACAAUUGCAACUGGUUCGAAACUGUGUGCAUCGACAGUUAUUACAGGCUACCUGUGAAGUUGCGCAGCGAUAUGUCAACAUGACGCCGCUUGAAAUCUGCGAAUCGCAGCGACAACAUGCAUAUCUGCAAUCCUCGUCUUUGGAUUUCAGCUUCAUCGCAACAAAACUCGCUCACAUCGGGGUCUUGCACUGGCGAGUAUGGGCUCCUCUAGUUUACGUUUCACAACCGCCCAUUGUUUAUGAACUCAGUGCCGAGCCAUGAACAUCGUUAAUUCGUUGUCUUGUCUUGUUUUUACUUUUGUUUCUCCUUUUACCCUUUUUUACCUUUUUUUCCGUCGUCUGCUCUUAGCGCUAUCGUUAUGCAUCAUUGUCGGAUUGCGAAGGCGUUUCAGUGACUAUACUUACUCUUGAUUAUGCAUUUUACCGCGCUGGUUAGGUUUGGCGUUGAAUCAUCUCGGGAGAUUAGAGGACAAACAAGGUCGGUCUGCAAGGGCAGGGGAAUGGGAACAUAUUGAGCCGGAUUUUUUUUAUCAUGUAUAUUAUUACUUUUAGCGAAAGCACAUAUUCAUGACAUACAUCUUUAAUGCUGACCUCGAGAACUUGCUA
Talaromyces stipitatus ATCC 10500 is the source of this 2542-nucleotide messenger RNA. Its product is annotated as cAMP-mediated signaling protein Sok1, putative. The transcript is spliced from 3 exons. The record is from RefSeq and is a predicted model, not a curated record. Bases 384 to 2198 code for a protein of 604 amino acids. Lineage: Eukaryota; Fungi; Ascomycota; Eurotiomycetes; Eurotiales; Trichocomaceae.